This is a messenger RNA of Closterium sp. Naga37s-1, 373 nucleotides long. The record is from the annotation of a GenBank genome assembly. NCBI's taxonomy places the organism in Eukaryota, Viridiplantae, Streptophyta, Zygnematophyceae, Desmidiales, Closteriaceae.
GUGCCGCCUCGGAAGUGGUAGACGCGGCCGUCGCGAGCCCCACAGGUGGCGUCAUCACGGCAGGGAGCGCGGCGAGUGCUGCUGCUGACGCGGAGUCCAGUGCGGGGGAUGAGGAUGAGCAGCGCCACUGGCACCGCAAGCUCAUGGGGUCUUUCUCGCGCGGCAGGGCGAUGCAGAUUAUUGCAGCGGAUUUCAUUAAGAUUGUUUCUGGAAAGACGGCGUCCGAUGGCACGCCGUGCUCUACAGUGAAGAACACUGACUGCGCGAAGCCCAAGGGUUUUUUCCGCCGCCGGCAGCCCAGCCAGGAGGAGAUCCGCGUGUGCAAUGAGAAGCGAGUGAUCCAGCUCCUGCAGUGCGGGGGAGGUGCAUCGUG